AUGUCCUUCUCCGGUCGCCGUGUGAGCAUUCUGCGCCCUACAGAGGGCAGACGCUUCUCUGCCACCAAAGAUCUUUCGCAGAACGAACAACAAUCCGCUACCCAUCGUGAUUUCCGUUCUGCCCACGAGGGCCACAAGCCGCACGCCGGUCUCGACGCUUCCCGUGCUUCUACCGGAGUCAUUUGGUGCACAGAGCGUGCCAACGAGCAUGGAUUCUCCGAACAGCCCUCCGAAUGGGCCAACUUGGGUCAGGGUGCCCCCGAGGCAGACGACGAUAUCGUGGGCAGCUUCCCCCGCCCAACAACCAUCCCCAUUGACUCGGCUUCCCGCGAGUACGGUCCCACGGCCGGCAUCAAGAGUCUCCGCGCUGCUGUCGCUCGCCUCUACAAUGAGCAGUACCGAAAGGGCAAGGAGAGCCAGUACACCUGGGAGAAUGUGUGCAUUGUUCCCGGUGGUCGAGCCGGUUUGAUCCGUAUUGCUGCUAUUCUGGGAAAUUCGUACUUGUCGUUCCCCAUUCCUGACUAUACCGCCUAUUCCGAGAUGCUGUCUUUGUUCAAGAACUUCUCGCCUAUCCCUAUCCCGCUUUCCGAAAGUGAUCACUACCACAUCCACCCUGACAAGAUCGCUGAGGAAAUUGCUCGAGGUACCUCGGUCUUGUUGACCUCCAACCCCCGAAACCCUACUGGUCACGUCGUGGAAAACCCAGAGCUUGCUCGCAUUCAAGACAUUUGCCGCGACCGUGCGACCCUCAUUCUAGACGAGUUCUACGGAGGUUACAAUUACACGACCGACUGUGAUGGAAAGACAUUGAGUGGCGCAGAGAAUGUUAUUGAUGUGGACAAAGAUGACGUUCUCUUGAUUGACGGUCUGACCAAGCGGUUCCGUCUUCCUGGUUGGCGUAUUGCUUGGAUUGUCGGACCUAAAGAGUUUGUUGAGGCUCUUGGCUCUGCAGGCUCCUACCUUGAUGGUGGUGCCAAUGUGCCCUUCCAAGAGGCUGCCAUCCCCAUGCUUGAGCCAUCCCUUGUGGAACAGGAGAUGAAGGCACUUCAAAAGCACUUCCGGGACAAGCGCGACUAUGUCGUGUCUCGCCUUCAGGAAAUUGGAUUCCGUUUCAAGGAUAUCCCCCAGGCGACUUUCUACAUCUGGCUGGAUUUGACUUCUAUUGAGCCACCUCUGCCAGAGAGCGCCAAUAUCUCUGAUGGUCUGAACUUCUUCAAUGCCCUGUUGAAGGAGAAGACGAUUGUUGUGCCUGGUAUUUUCUUCGACUUGAACCCGGCCAAGCGCCGUGACCUGUUUGACAGCCCUUGCCAUCACUUUGUGCGACUCAGUUAUGGACCCAAGAUGGAGGUCCUGAAGAAGGGUCUCGACGGAAUUGAGCGCGUCAUCCGCCGUGCCAGAGGGGAGAAUGUUGGACCAACACUGGAAGACGAGGUUGCCAUUGAGGAUUAG
Molecule: messenger RNA, 1449 nt
Organism: Talaromyces atroroseus
Lineage: Eukaryota; Fungi; Ascomycota; Eurotiomycetes; Eurotiales; Trichocomaceae
Exons: 4
Coding region: 1-1449 (482 amino acids)
Biological process (GO): biosynthetic process
Molecular function (GO): pyridoxal phosphate binding
Source: RefSeq, a predicted model, not a curated record